Mycena citricolor is the source of this 2562-nucleotide messenger RNA. NCBI's taxonomy places the organism in Eukaryota, Fungi, Basidiomycota, Agaricomycetes, Agaricales, Mycenaceae. The record is from the annotation of a GenBank genome assembly.
UUUCGCUCAUUCACAGAAGGCACCAGUCCAUCUGGCUUUCCGCCACACUAUCAAGGAGAUCGAACUGGGCACCAUGAGACAUGGAAAGUUCGCUCGUGUCUCAAUGCUGACGGACGAAGUCUUCCAUCUUGUUCACCCAAACUCGCAAACUUUGAGUACACGAAAUUGACAUGGGCUUGCGAUGCGUGAGAAUUGCGCGUUCGACAUGUACCCAAUCGCCGCCUCUACGAUCUGCUCGACCACGCCCAUCUCCUCUUCGUUCCUCGGCGCAUACACGAAGGUCCACUCGUUCGGCGGACCGGGCACGCCGGGUCCCGCGAGGGGAUGGCGCUGCCCCCAGCCCUUGCCGACCACCUCCCUCCCAUCCGCCGCCGCGAGCGCGAGGUGCAGCGUGAAGUCGUGGUAGUCGUGCAUGUGCGCGAUCUCGCCCUUGGUCCGCCGCACCGUCUCGCUCGCGGGGAGGCCCUCGGGCAGCGGCACGUCCGCGUUCAGGAAGAUCGCGGCCGCGUGGAACUCGAACGUCGAGCGCGCGAUGUGCGUAUUGGCUGCGUGCCGCGCCUGGACGCGCGGGAUGACGGUGUCUUUGAGGCACGCGGCGCCGAAUGCGGGGUCCGUGUGCUGGCUGAGCUGUGGGUGGGUGGGUGGGUCAGAUGGGGAAGACGUUUUCUGUAUCUGUGGUGGGCCACACCUGCCGCUGGAUGAUGUGGCUGGUGGUUUUGGGGCGGGGGCCCUCGCGCUGAGCGAGAUCCGCGAGCCAGCGACGUUUCUCGGGCAUGCGGUCGUAGAUCUCGAGCCCGAGCUGCUCUUGGCGGAAGAGCGCGAGCACGAGCACGAUGAUGUAUCCUCGAACGUUCUGGGGCGCAUAGGACGGGCCGCCCUUCAGGAAUGUCUCGUAGUCUUUCUUGACGAAGGGGAACGCUACUGCCGCUGCCACGAGGGCACCCAGCACGAGAGUCUGAAUCCAAUCCCUUAAAAGGUUGUAGACCCGGGUGUAAUUCGGCCUAACACGGUCAGAGCCGUAAAUUGGGAUCUGCGUCAAACCCUUUUGGGACUUCAGAUUCGAUCAUGUUCUCCAUUUCCGUUGUAGCAAGGGAGCAUUCUUUAGGGACCCGUGCUCUCUCGAUAUCCAUCAUUCCAACAUGAACGCCCCCGAUAACGUUCUCGAUAUUAUUGUUGUCGGUGCUGGCCUGGUUGGUUUCGCGGCCACAGCUGCUCUACGCCGACAAGGUCAUCGUGUGACCAUCUAUGAGACUUCCAGCUUCAAGAACGAGUUAGGAGCUGGCCUGGCUAUUCCACCCAACACUGUCCGUGGUCUGAUUGGCUUGGGAUGUGUGAUUGAGAACCUGGACCCGGUGGAGAAUCUCUGUUUCACAGCCGUCGCUUUUGACGGAAGUGCUGGUAUGCGCAGUGACCAGACCAACUACGAAGCAAGCUACGGCCUUCCCUGGAUCAUGGUGCACCGCGUCGAUUUGCACAAUGAGCUUCGUCGGGUUGCUCUCAGUGCGGAGGGGAACAUUGGUCCCCCAGCCGACCUGCGCCUGGAUCACCGAGUCAGCUCGUGCGAUGUCGAGGAAUGCACCGUGACGCUGAGUAACGGGGAUACCCACCGCGCAGAUCUGAUCAUUGGGGCAGACGGGAUCCAUUCUACAAUCCGAUCCUUCGUCGUAGGCGAGGAAAUCGUCAUCCCGCCCUCCAAGACGGCCGGUUUCCGCUGGCUCACAGAGAGCACUGCGUUGGAGCCUUACCCAGAAUUGGACUGGAUUGUGAAGAUCCCACCACUCGGCGCACGGCUGAUCUCUGCGCCAAUGAACCCUGCGCCACCACAAGUCGACCACCGGACGAUCAUCAUCUAUGCCUGUCGUGGAAGUACACUGAUAAAUGUACUCGGAGUCCACGAGGAUCUCCGCGAUCAAGAUACAGUCCCCUGGAAUGCACCCGUAACCCAAUCGGAGCUGCUCCAGUUCUUUGGCGACUACCAUCCGCGGUUCAAACGGUUGUUGGAGCUCGCGAAUGAUGUGCAUGUGUGGCAGAUGCGAGUAGUGCCCCGCUUGAAGACCUGGGUCAAUCGUCGGGUGUGCAUUAUGGGCGAUGCUGCGCAUGCAUCACUCCCCACGCUGGGUCAAGGUUUCGGAAUGGGGCUCGAGGAUGCAGUCGCUCUUGGAACACUCCUUCCGCUUGGGACAACUCCCGAAGAGAUCCCGGACCGUCUCACCCUCUGGCAGGAUCUCGUCAAACCUCGGGCUGAGUUUGUCGCGACUGAAUCCUACGAACAGCAGCAUAUUCCUGCGAAACGGGGACUCUAUCUUCGCUCGCAGGAGAUGCGCGACUGGGUCAUGGGAUAUGAUGUCCAGGCUGAGGCACAGAAGGUCUUGGCGGGAGCUGUGAAUAGAUCCAAGGGAUAAAUCCAUUCGACACGUGAUUUGAUUUGUGAAUUAGUAUGCCUCCAGAGAAUGUAUCAGGCCUCUCUCAUUUGUCUCCUACUUUCAUCGCCAGACAAUGGGAGCCGUCGGUAAACUCCACUAGAGAGUUCCACCCAUCUGCUCAUGAUUAGCUGCCAGUGCA